AUGGCGGACAAGGUACCGGACACCGAGUCGCCUAUGAGCGAAGACAAGCUGUGCAUCGAAAUGCUGGGUGCUGGUCAAGAAGUGGGCCGGAGCUGUUGUGUUAUUACAUUCAAGGGUUUUACGAUCGUGUGUGAUGCUGGCGUUCAUCCUGCACAUACGGGCCUGACGGCGUUGCCGUUUAUUGAUAACUUGGACUGGAGUACCGUGGAUGCUCUGCUGAUCACCCAUUUUCAUCUGGAUCACGCUGCGGCGCUAACGUACAUUAUGGAAAAGACUAACUUUUGUGACGGCAAAGGCAAGGUGUACAUGACCCAUCCUACCAAGGCUAUUUACCGUUUUCUUAUGUCCGACUUUGUGCGCAUAUCAAAUGCUGGUUCAGAUCGUAUGCUGUUCGAUGAAUCUGAGAUGCUCGCCUCUUGGCGUCAGAUCGAGGCGGUCGACUAUCACCAAGAGGUGGUGUUGGGCGGUGGAUUCCGGUUCACCCCCUACCAUGCCGGACAUGUGCUCGGCGCCUGUAUGUUUAUGAUCGAAAUGGCAGGCUUGCGCGUGCUUUAUACGGGCGAUUAUAGCCGCGAAGAAGACCGGCAUCUUGUUCAGGCCGAAGUGCCACCCGUCCGGCCUGACGUGCUGAUCUGCGAGAGCACAUACGGCACUCAGAGUCUGGAGCCGCGACUCGACAAGGAGAUGCGCUUCACCGCCUUGAUACACAGUAUUAUCAAUCGUGGUGGACGCGUUUUACUGCCCGUGUUUGUGUUAGGCCGUGCUCAAGAGUUGUUGCUCUUACUUGACGAGUACUGGGAAGCCCAUCCUGAGCUGCAUUCUGUUCCGAUUUACUACGCUUCAUCGCUUGCGCGGAAAUGCAUGUCCAUCUACCAAACAUAUAUUCACACGAUGAAUCAACACAUCCGGACGCGUUUUCACCGGCGCGACAACCCAUUUGUGUUCAAGCACGUAAGCAACCUACGCAGCCUCGACAAAUUCGACGACAAGGGCCCUUGUGUGAUGAUGGCCAGUCCUGGAUUCAUGCAAAGUGGUAUAUCGCGUGAACUACUUGAGCGAUGGGCGCCAGACAAGCGAAAUGGUGUGAUUGUGAGUGGGUACUCGGUCGAAGGUACCAUGGCACGAGAUAUCCUCAGUGAUCCGGACGACAUUGUCGCGAUGAAUGGCCAGCGCAUCCCCCGCCGCAUGUCAGUGGACUAUAUCUCGUUUUCGGCGCACGUCGACUAUACGCAAAACUCGCGCUUUAUUGAUCAAGUGAAGGCGAAGCAUGUGGUGCUUGUGCAUGGUGAACUCAAAAAUAUGACGGGUCUACGUGCUGCCUUGCAAAGUCGGUACUCGGAUCGUGAAGAGGACGUCAACAUUUAUAUGCCCCGUAACUGUGAGCCCCUGUAUUUGUCAUUUCGUGCCGAUCGUACAGCGAAGGUCAUUGGCUCCCUGGCAAAACAUCCGCCUAAAGCGAACGAAACGAUCGAUGGCCUGCUCGUCGCCAAGGACUUUUCAUACACGGUUCUCGCCCCCGAAGAUCUGACCGAAUUUACUGGUUUGAGUACAAGCACCAUUGUACAAAGGCAGCGUGUUGCCCUGAAUGUGGGCUGGGAGCUUGCACGAUGGCAUCUUGAAGGCAUGUAUGGUCGUGUCGACGAGGGUGUCGAUGAGCAAGGCUACCGAUGCAUGCGCAUAAUGAGCGUGGUUGACAUUAAGCAGGUGCGCCAAGAUAUGCUCGUACUAGAAUGGGAGUCGAGUGUGUCAAACGACAUGGUCGCCGACUCGGUGAUGGCCCUACUACUCAGCAUUGACAGUUGCCCCGCCACAGUGAAGAUGACGAUGCACGAUCACGUCUGCCAACACGCAGCGCCACCACCCCCCUCGGGCGAGUCACAUAUCAAUACGCUGGAAUCGCUCUUUGCUGUACUUGAGGCGCACUUUGGCGACGUGGAAAUGCUGGACAUUGGGAACUGCGCUCAUGAAGAGGUGCCCAACGAUGCGAGUCCUACCGAUCGCCUAUGUGCUACGAUUCCUUCGCCAGUGCGCCCAGGUGUCAAGGUGGCCUUGGACGAUGAGCCGGCCAUUGUAUCGCUGGAUGACAUGGUCGUAUACUGCGAAACUGAAUCCCUCAAGCACCGUGUCGAGCGUCUCGUUGCCAUGGUGCGCUCCGCGAGCACACCCAUCGUGGACGCCUUUCAUCUCACGCCGGCAUGCUCAUCCAUGCUCUUCCAGGGUAAGCACAACCAAGUCAAACUAGAGCAAAAUGAUACGAAGGAUAUACCCCGCAUGCAAAUUACACAAUAG
Malassezia restricta is the source of this 2289-nucleotide messenger RNA. Its product is annotated as cleavage and polyadenylation specificity factor subunit 3. The transcript has 2 exons. Gene Ontology annotation, biological process: mRNA 3'-end processing by stem-loop binding and cleavage. Gene Ontology annotation, molecular function: RNA binding; 5'-3' exonuclease activity; RNA endonuclease activity. Gene Ontology annotation, cellular component: mRNA cleavage and polyadenylation specificity factor complex. The coding region runs from base 1 to 2289 and encodes 762 amino acids. NCBI's taxonomy places the organism in Eukaryota, Fungi, Basidiomycota, Malasseziomycetes, Malasseziales, Malasseziaceae. The record is from RefSeq and is a predicted model, not a curated record.